CUUUCUCUACCUUUAAUUCCACGCACAGCUAAUACGUGGUCAUUUUUUAAAAAGUUACUUUGUUUAGAAAAUAUUUUAGAACUUAGCAGUCUGCUCAAACCUAGCCAUAAGAAAAAUGCAAACAGUCCUUUGGCUCCUGGUUUUCGCCGUUUCAUCAAAACUUUUAUUUGGGAAUGAAACCCAGUGUGGAGUUGGCGAAGAAUGCAUUUAUAAACAAUGGAUGUCUUGGCAACCAUGUACCGGAAGAUGUGGUGUUGAAGCACAGAUCAGACAAAGAGUAUUUUGCUGUCCUGGGAGCUUGAUGAAUAUUUCUGCAGCACUCCGUACUUUACAGUUGUGUACAAGAACAUGUAAAGCACCCAAAUACUAUCUCACAGAGGGUAGACACUGUCGCAAGUGUAUCAAUCACGGUGUCCUCAAUUACACGGCGAGGACUUGCUCUUGUCCAAAGACGUAUAAGGGAUUGUGCUGCCAAGAAAAUAUUAAAUGCAGCGAUCUCCCAUGUAAACAUGGUGUCUGCUACGACACGACCGCGGGUUUCAGAUGUGAUUGUGAGAGUGGCUACUCCGGCAUUGACUGCAGUGAAGACAUCGCGGAGGAAUUAGAAUUACCAAUUUGGUUACCAAAACUGGAAAUCGCCCUGCUGGCCGUAAUAUCUAUGACAAUACUGAUGACUAUGGGUUGCCUCUGUCUGAGAUGCUGUAAGCUGUGCGGGUGUUCAUCCUCAGAUGAUGACGAUGAGGAGGAGGAGCGAAGGAAGGCGAAGCCCAGAAAGAACCAUAGUCAAAUACCCAAAUUCAAAAGUGGCAAAUCAUUCGAUUUUUGAUUUUCCGAUUCACAGACUGGUCAUCUGUAUUCAUUAAGCAGACCGUCUACCAACUCAAUAUAUUUUAAAUUACAUGGAAAUACAUGUAAUGUCUGCAUGAUUCAUGUAUAUAUAUAUAUAUAUAUAUAUAU
Molecule: messenger RNA, 957 nt
Organism: Magallana angulata
Lineage: Eukaryota; Metazoa; Mollusca; Bivalvia; Ostreida; Ostreidae
Product: neurogenic locus notch homolog protein 3-like
Exons: 4
Coding region: 116-826 (236 amino acids)
Source: RefSeq, a predicted model, not a curated record